AUGAUUCCAGCACCUCUCCUUUCGCUCGCCUUUCUGCUUGGUGCGGCCACCGCUGUACCUCUCGGAUCUCCUCUGCCUGGAGCACCUCCUCCAAAUCGCUGCAUGAUACGUUGCCCAGCUCAAAGACACGGUGAGUCACUUUGGCGCCUCAAUGGCGGCGGCGCUCACCAUUGCAUGUCUCAUCCCGAGCUACAGUAUUGAAGAACGUCCCUCGUGACCUGGACCUGCGCAAGCCCAAGGACUUUGAUUGGGCUGCACUACUCUGGACGACGGCUUGCACCGCUAUGGAGGGCAUCAAGCCGGUUUUUGAGCUGGUGGAUGGCAAGGUGGAGGUGUACUGCGCCAGCCAGUGAGCCAGCUACACGCGGAUAUCUCGACGCGAUGCGAUGAGAGCAAAGACUUACGAUUCCUUCCUGCCUCAAUUCAGCGAUGGAAAACACGAUCUUGCCGAUGAUGUCGUGCAGUACUGGAAGAGCAAGGGUCGUGACGGCUUUGAGCUCUGGUGA
This is a messenger RNA of Ceraceosorus bombacis, 506 nucleotides long. NCBI's taxonomy places the organism in Eukaryota, Fungi, Basidiomycota, Exobasidiomycetes, Ceraceosorales, Ceraceosoraceae. The record is from the annotation of a GenBank genome assembly.